UGUCCCCGUGUCCGUGUGUCUGUCCCCCGUGUCCGUGUGUCUGUCCCCCGUGUCCCGCCGUCCCCUCCUCGCGCGGCUCCGUGGGCGGGGCGGGGUUUGUGGGCGUGGCCAGCGCGGGGCGUGGCCGGGGCGUGGCCGGGGCGUGGCCGCUCGGAGCCGCCGGAGCCGCCGGAGCCGCCGCGCCCGCGAUGGAGCCCAACAGCCCCCGCAAGAUCCAGUUCACGGUCCCGCUGCUGGAGCCGCACCUGGACCCGGAGGCGGCCGAGCAGAGAUCGACGAGGACCGGCUGCCCCAACCCCCUGCUGAAGUCCGGCCUGGCCAUGUCCCCCCGGCAGAGGAAGAAGGUUCCCCCGCAGCACCCCCACCAUGAAAGAGCUGCAGAUGAUGGUGGAGCAUCACCUGUGCAAGCAGGCGCAGGGGGAGGCGACAACGACGACGAGGUGGUGGCGGCCACCGCCCGCUGCCACGCGGUGACACCGAGCACCGCCACAGCCCCGGCGGCUCCUGCCCGCUGGCCCAGGGCGGCCACCGGACCCCCGGGGAUGGGACCCCCUCAGGCCGGGACCCCCCGAGCCGGGACCCCCGGGGCCGGGACACCCCGAGACGGGACCCCCGGGGCCGGGACCCCCCGAGACGGGACCCCCGGGGCCGGGACCCCCCCGAGACGGGACCCCCGGGGCCGCGCGGGCGCAGCCGGGACGAGGACGGGACCCCAUAUAGAGCCUGGGGACAGCGAGGGCCAGUAGGUGUGGCCGCGGGACCCGGACGCCAGCGGAGAUUUUUUUAUUCCAUUUUCUAAGAUUUUGGGGCUGCCCAGAAUUAUUUUGGGGUUUUGGUUUUGUUUUUUUUUUUGUUUUUUUACUGCCACGGGCAGGUCCCCACCCGGGGGGGGGUCUGGGGACAACGCCAGGGCUGUCCCCUCCCCCUGGGGACCUCAGGGCAGGUGACACUGGGGACACGGAGCAGACCCCCCCCCCCAAAAUCCUCACUGCCACCCUCGGGUCACCUGGACACGCGGACACGGGGAGGGGACACGGGGA
Molecule: messenger RNA, 1040 nt
Organism: Poecile atricapillus (Black-capped chickadee)
Lineage: Eukaryota; Metazoa; Chordata; Aves; Passeriformes; Paridae
Gene: PPP1R1A
Product: protein phosphatase 1 regulatory inhibitor subunit 1A
Exons: 7
Coding region: 189-746 (185 amino acids)
Biological process (GO): intracellular signal transduction
Cellular component (GO): cytoplasm
Molecular function (GO): protein phosphatase inhibitor activity
Source: RefSeq, a predicted model, not a curated record